AUGGUUGACGCCGCCUACCGCAUUCCUGGGAAAAACGAAUACUAUAUCUUCGCCGGCCGCAAUUAUGGCCGUGUCAGAUUUACCUCAAACAGCCAUGAGAAUUCUCUUGUUGCUGGUCCAACCCUAAUUCGCAAGGGCUGGAAUACGAUGAGCAAGGUCGACUUUGGCAGAGUGGACACUGUUGUCCCUGUCCCUGGCACUGAAAACCAGCUGUACGUUUUCUUCGGGGGCCGCUAUAUCAAAAUAAAGCUCGAUAAUUACGAUGACAGCUUCGUCACUGAUGGAGUCCAUCAUAUUGAAUCUGGAUGGAAGUCUCUCGUCCAAGCUGGCUUCGAUACCGUCGAUGCAGCAGUGUUGGUACCGGGGACCAAAAACGAAAUCUACUUCUUCCGAGGCUUGAACUAUGUUCGCGUGGACAAUGCUACCGAUAAGAUGGCCCGCACAGUUACACCAAUCAAAGAUGGCUGGCCAAGCAUUGCAAAGGCUGGAUUUGACACUGUUGAUGCAAUUGUCCCGAGUUUGAAUCACGAAGGUCACUUCUAUGUAUUCAGUGGUGAUCAGUAUGCGGUGAUCGCGUUGGAUCAUAAUAAGGAAGAUACCCUGGUCGCAGCCUCGAAGUUAAUAAGCGAUGGAUGGAAGUCAAUGGACAAAUGGGUUUAG
Molecule: messenger RNA, 660 nt
Organism: Penicillium soppii
Lineage: Eukaryota; Fungi; Ascomycota; Eurotiomycetes; Eurotiales; Aspergillaceae
Exons: 1
Coding region: 1-660 (219 amino acids)
Source: RefSeq, a predicted model, not a curated record